AUGGUAUCGUUAUAUACUCGAAAUAUGACGCGAUUUAUCACAACGGCUAAUAUCAGCGUACGUUCUAUGGCGACACCACCUAAGAUGGGUGGUCAUGCUCAACUGAAUGAUUCUAAACUUCCAAUGGAUGAACAAAUUAAUCCUUCGUUCUUUAAGAUGGUAGAAUAUUAUUUUGAUAAGGGAUCACAAAUUAUUAUGCCAAAACUUAUCGAUGAAAUUAAAUCACAACAAAUGGGUGGAAAAGAAAAAAAGAAUUUAGUAGAAGGAAUUUUACAUGCUAUCAAACCUGCAAAUAAGGUUUUAUAUAUAACAUUUCCAAUUCGACUUGAUAAUGGUGAAUAUGAAAUGAUAGAAGCUUGGCGAGCACAACAUAGCGAACAUCGUACACCUACUAAAGGUGGUAUCCGAUAUGCACCUGAUGUAUGUGAGGAUGAAGUACGAGCUUUAUCUGCACUAAUGACUUAUAAAUGUUCCGUUUCUGAUGUACCAUUUGGUGGAGCUAAAGGUGGUGUAAAAAUUGAUCCAAAAAAAUAUACGGAAUAUGAAGUCGAGAAAAUUACACGUCGUGUAGCAAUUGAAUUUGCCAAGAAAGGAUUUUUGGGACCAGGUGUUGAUGUGCCAGCUCCAGAUAUGGGAACAGGUGAACGAGAAAUGGGGUGGAUUGCGGAUACAUAUGCUCAAACAGUGGGACAUUUAGAAAAUGAUGCAUCAGCUUGCGUUACUGGAAAACCAAUCGUAGCUGGAGGAAUACAUGGACGUACAUCAGCUACUGGACGAGGAGUAUGGAAAGGUUUGGAAGUAUUUUUGAAUAACGAGGAGUAUAUGUCACGAGUAGGAUUGACACCUGGCUAUGAGGGAAAGACAUUCAUCGUACAGGGAUUUGGAAAUGUUGGUUUGCAUACUACUCGAUAUUUCCAUCGAUCUGGAGCAAAAUGUAUUGGUGUACAGGAAUAUAACUGCUCCAUUUAUAAUCCAGACGGGAUUCAUCCACGAGAAUUGGAAGACUAUCUCAUCGAACAUGGCACUAUCAAAGGCUUUCCAAAAGCAAGAGCUUAUGAACCAUUCAGCGAUCUCAUGUAUGAAAAAUGUGAUAUAUUCGUACCAGCAGCGUGCGAGAAGGUUAUUCACAAGGAGAAUGCUGAGAAAAUUCAAGCGAAAAUAAUAGCAGAAGCAGCUAAUGGACCAACAACACCAGCUGGUGAUAAGAUAUUGUUAGCUCGUGGUGAUUGUCUUAUCGUGCCUGAUUUGUUUGUGAAUGCAGGCGGUGUUACAGUUUCUUAUUUCGAAUGGUUGAAAAAUUUGAAUCAUGUCAGUUUUGGGCGUUUAACAUUCAAGCACGAAAAAGAUUCCAAUUAUCAUUUGCUUGAUAGUGUACAAGAAUCAUUGAAACGGUCACUCAACAAAGAUGUGAAAAUUGAGCCAACACUUGAAUUCAAAAAUCGUAUCGCAGGUGCAUCAGAAAAGGAUAUUGUGAAUUCAGGCUUAGAAUAUUCGAUGCAACGUUCAGCAAAAGCAGUGAUCGCUACAGCACACAAAUACAACUUAGAUUUGGAUAUUCGUACAGCAGCAUAUGCAAAUGCAAUCGAGAAAAUCUAUCAAACAUAUAGAACCUUAGGAUUUACCUUUACGUGA
This is a messenger RNA of Brugia malayi, 1632 nucleotides long. RefSeq names its product glutamate dehydrogenase, mitochondrial precursor, putative (gene Bma-gdh-1). Gene Ontology annotation, molecular function: L-glutamate dehydrogenase (NAD+) activity. The record is from RefSeq and is a predicted model, not a curated record. Gene Ontology annotation, biological process: L-glutamate catabolic process. Gene Ontology annotation, cellular component: mitochondrion. Bases 1 to 1632 code for a protein of 543 amino acids. Lineage: Eukaryota; Metazoa; Nematoda; Chromadorea; Rhabditida; Onchocercidae. The transcript has 10 exons.